Messenger RNA from Pneumocystis murina B123, 602 nucleotides. RefSeq lists its product as hypothetical. Lineage: Eukaryota; Fungi; Ascomycota; Pneumocystomycetes; Pneumocystales; Pneumocystaceae. Gene Ontology annotation, molecular function: calcium-dependent protein serine/threonine phosphatase regulator activity; calcium ion binding. The transcript is spliced from 6 exons. The coding region runs from base 1 to 531 and encodes 176 amino acids. The record is from RefSeq and is a predicted model, not a curated record.
AUGGGUUAUAAGAAUUCUAAACUAAUAGACGCAUUAUCUAAUCUACCUCAUUUCAAUCAAGAAGAAAUUAAUCGUAUACAUGAAUGUUUUAUGAAAUUAGAUGCAAAUCAUUCUGGUUCUAUUAAUGCUUGCGAGUUUCUUUCAAUUCCUCAAAUUGCAAAGAAUCCACUAGCAACACGUCUUUUUGCUGUAGUUGAUGAGGACGGAGAUGGAAAUAUGAAUUUUGAAGAACUUAUAAAAAGUUUAAACAUUUUUUCAAGUAAAGGGCAUAAAAGGGAAAAACUAUUAUUUACUUUCAAAAUUUAUGAUAUAGAUCGAGAUGGAUAUAUUUCGAACGGGGAGCUUUUUCUUGUUCUUAAAAUGAUGACGGGAAAUAAUAUAAAAGAUUUACAUUUGCAGCAGAUCGUUGAUAAAACCAUUAUAGAUGCAGAUCAAGAUAAAGAUGGAAAAAUUAGUUUUGAAGAAUUUACACAAAUAAUUAUAAAUACAGAUGUUACAAAAAAUAUGGCACUCGAUUCCACUUUAUAUUAAUUCAUUUAUCUAAUUUUUAUGUUCCAGCUCCUACUUUUCUUGCUUUUAACAGUGUUAAGACAUAACGCAUU